AUACCCAAAUUUUUAGACACAACACCAGUCAACACACGUCGGUUUAUGGACGACAGUGGCUAUCGAGGUACAUUCGGUGGAUGUUUCGCAACAACAUUGGGAUCAGUUUUUCACGAACUUGGUCAUACAUUCGACCUUGGCCAUACGAAAGAUGGCAUAAUGGGAAGAGGAUUUGAUAACAUUGAUCGUGUAUUUACAGUAGGCGACAAACGUUCAUCGAUGGUAAAGGACAACAUGAACAAUUACAAUGGAAAACCUGUGCAACAUUCCACCAUCGCGCUUCAACGUAAUAUAAGUGUUACUAUGAAUGUUGCAGAACCAUUGCGGGUUUUGGGACCAAGAAGUAAAACCACUUUGGGAAAUUUUGCUUCCAUGUCUAAAAGCGAUAUAAUUAGAAGAAGUCCAAAUGUUACUCCAAUCACUAGACCUUCUAGUGUAUAUUCAAAUAUAUCUAACAAAACGGAUUGUAAGAGAAAUAUAAAUCGCGUCAAUGGCAACGAUUCCAUUUAUUGGACAAGAAAUUGUGCUGUUUUGUUAUCAUAUCACAGAUGGUUCAAUAACGAAUAUGGAAGAGAGAGGCAAGCUAUUACAAGAUAUCUCAAAUUUGAUAAAAAUAAAAUGAUGAUAAUUUCAACAGCUGGAAUAAGAAUUGUAGAAGUAAGAGAUGAAUCAAAUGGAAUGGUUUUAGAUUCUUAUGAAUUCACCAAUUUAUUACCGGAAAAAAGGUUUUUAUUGCCAUUCACGUUUUCGUCAAAAAGCAAAAUUUUAACAAUUGUGGUAGAAGAUGAUUUAGGAAAUGUUCUGAAACAGACAUUCUCCUAUUGAAGAAACAGCAAUAAAGUGUUAAUAUAAACAUUGACAAUAAAGUGAAAGUAGGUCAUUAAAUUAACUUUACAGAUGUCGUCUAGAAGUAUUUAUUCAUACAAAACAAAAAAGCUAUUUAUUUAUACAUAAUAUUCACGCAAUACCUAAUCAUAAUAAAUCAUCUAUUUAUUGGGAAUGAUAUAUUUUGUGUGCAGUGACUUCAGUGAUUAAUAAUAAGGUGUACAGUUUAACGUGCAGUGUGGAAAAUGGGAACUAUUUUUUAUAACAUGGCAACCGGAAUUUUUGACGUUAACUUGACAUUGACAUGAACCAAUCUUUUCUGUUUACUAGGUAUUUCAGUUUCAGGCUAAGAAUAUUGAAGAAUGUUGAUGUGGUAAUUUCUAAAGGAAAAUCAUAAUUUAGUUAAUUAAAUGAGCUAACUACGUGUUACAACAAAAUUAAUGUGACAAGAUAAAUAAAUCCUUUUAAAAUUAGAUCUAGAUUUAUAAUAAAUUCAAAAAUGACAAGUAACACCGCACCUACCUCUGAAUCGAUAAAAUUCUACGAAAAUAUUGUGCAUUUCCCACCUGUUAUUAACGGAAGAAUAAAUUUAGUGCAGUUCUUAGAAGCAACAUCAGAUUUAGUGUCAAUAGUUGACCGUAUUGGGAAAGUAUUUACUCCUGUAAAAUAUGAUAUACAAGGAAACAUUGAUAAAAUUAAGAAAAACUAUGAUUAUGAUGAAAACUCCUGUUUGCUUGAGUUGAUGCUUGGUGAAAUAAGUCAAGGGAAAAUUACAGCAGCCGAAGGGAUACUAUGGUUGAACAGGACACUCUUAUUCUUUGAAAUAACACUGGAAGAGGUCAUAAGGUAUUUGAGAUCAGACAACUAUGAUGUUAACAUGGACAAAAUAUUUUCUGUGGCUUAUGAAAAAUCUCUCAAGAAAUAUCACAAUUGGAUCACUCAACAAAUAUUUGUUGUGAUUUGUAAGAUGUCCCCAUCUCUUCCACAAAUGAUGAAGUCAUUAGAUGUUUGUGAUGAUAUAAACGCAUUUGAAACUAAAAUUAAUAACUUCAAAGUGACUAUUCAUUUGAAUAGAUGUAAAAUAGAUGAUUUUUUCAAUGAUAAUGAUAUAUUUAAUAAAAGGAAAUAAAACCCGCUUUAGUCAUAAUUCAUAUAAUUCAGUUAAAAUACGACCAACACACUACUGCCUAAUGAUAUCAUAAAGCUUUUGUGUAAGUAAAUGUCAUGAUUUGGUGAAUAUUACAUAAAUACUGCAUGUUUUAAUUAAUGUAUGCAGGUUUUCAAUUUAAACUUAUUAAACAUAUUUAAUAUGUAACUAAUUUCUCUUGAUGUAUAAUGUAAAUCAGUCAGGCUAUAAUUUAUUUCUAAGCUAUAAAAAUAUUUUUCAGGAAAUUUUAAAAAUGUAUAUGUUGACCUACUUAGAUAAGUGACUAUUCUUUUAAUGAAUUUGUGUUUUAGAUGUACAGUGCCUUUGUGAAAAAGUGCUUGCAGGGCAAAGAAUUAAUUGUCUAAAAUUAUAUUAACCACACAGUAUUAAAUGCUAUUUUAUGAAAAUGUUAUAUUUGAUACAAAACAAAUUUGAUUUAGUUCUGUAAUUCCUAGGUAAGGAAAUGAGAAUAGUAACUUGAAAAUGGUUGAAAUGUAUAAAAAAGGUUUGUGCUUUAACUAAUAAAAAGUUCUUAUUUUAACACUGUGAAACAACUGCAAAACUACACUACAUGUAGUUUUACUAUCAUUUUAGCAUUCGUAAAAAAAUAGAACUGUUUAAAAAUGCUCUUUUUUAAAACUCUGUCUUCGUAAACAUAGAUUGCUUUUCAGUUGUUUAUCGUCAUUGCAAUCAUACACUUUGCUUUAAAAUCUUGUGAGUGUGUAUUAAAAUGUUGUAAAACAACAUAAUAAAGUGUUUCAUGAAAA
Molecule: messenger RNA, 2739 nt
Organism: Plodia interpunctella (Indianmeal moth)
Lineage: Eukaryota; Metazoa; Arthropoda; Insecta; Lepidoptera; Pyralidae
Exons: 5
Coding region: 1325-1954 (209 amino acids)
Biological process (GO): intermembrane lipid transfer
Cellular component (GO): cytoplasm
Molecular function (GO): lipid transfer activity
Source: RefSeq, a predicted model, not a curated record